AUGGAUCAGAGCACCAAAGACCUUGAACAGUUGACCUCAAUGUUCCCUGGCAUUGACGCUGAAGUUUGUGAAGCUGUUUUGAGCGCGAAUAAUGGAGACAUGGGUGAAAGCAUAACCACUUUACUGGGCAUGUCUGAUCCAAACUUUAAAAGUGAAGAAGCGAUCCCAAUUCAAACCGAUGAUGGAUUUGUGACAUCUUCUUCAAGGUUACAGAUCGAACGUGAUGAGGAGUUGGCAAAACAGUUGGCAAGACAGUUGGCCGCUGAAGAAGAUAGAGAAUAUGGCGCACCACCGAACCCUGUUAGCAUUGAUCAAAAAGAGCUACCCAUCAUCAAAGAAAAGAUUGUUCAAGCAGCCGACACGACGAAAAAGAAGGUCAAAGAAUGGUAUGAUAAGUUUAAACAGUCACGUGACGACCAAGGUCAAUCAAACACUCCAUUAUACACCAGUUUACCUGGUGACGAGGCCGACAAUCAUAUUCUCGACGAGGAUUUCUUAAACAAUCACAGUCGUCGCCAAAAUAAUCCUUACAUCUCACCGUUAAGAUCUCGGCCUGAGUAUGGGUCAUAUGGUACUGAUGUUACCAGGGAUAUUGAUCGCCAUAGUAAUCGUGAGCCUAUAAAGAUCAUCAGAAGCGAUCAGAAUAACAAUUCAUUGAUAAAUGACCUAUCAGAGAAAGAAGUUGAUGAGGAGAGUGUAGCACCAUAUAAAAUACAUGAUGAAGCAACUGAUGUUGAUAAUUCCGAUGAGUCAAAACAAACCCAUCAUACCGAAAAAGUUUCAACUGGGGAGCACAAUGCUCAAGAUUUGGACGACGACUUUAUGAAGGAUUCGUCAAAGUAA
This is a messenger RNA of Acaulospora morrowiae, 843 nucleotides long. The record is from the annotation of a GenBank genome assembly. Lineage: Eukaryota; Fungi; Glomeromycota; Glomeromycetes; Diversisporales; Acaulosporaceae.